AUGCCAGAGUUAGAUAUAGCCCAGGAAGGAUUCUGCGCUAGCUGCGGUACCCUAGACCAGGCUCUCUGUCUCCACGAACUAAUGAGGCAAUACUCUGUUCCCGACCCUGAUGAUGAAAAAUGUAGCAUCCCAUGGUGUUACGCCGAGACAUGGAGUCCUGCAGGCCCAACAGCCACUCCUUUGUCACUAUUGGAGGAGCUUAGGACGGUCACCUGUAAUGUGUUCAGUGUUCCCAGGACGGAGGGGGAUGCACCAGACUAUCUUCCUAUGUCAAUGGCUCCUAUCAACUGUCUUCUGUACGCUGACGAUGUUGCCCUUAUAGGCACACCUAACGAUGUGCAAAAAAUGUUGACUGUAGCCAAGACACAUUCAAACCUUCUGGGGUAUAAGUGGAGUCCAUCCAAAUGCGAGGAUUCCCUUUUGCUAGCCAAGGGAUAUAUUGAGCCGACAUGUUCCUUAAGUCGCAGCAAAAAGCUUGUGCAGCAAUGCAAAGCCCAAAAUAUGUGUCUCCGGACAUGUAUUCGACGGCCCAAUGCAACGAUGGGAGUUGUUCAUAUCGCUGCAUUAGCUGCUCUACCCAACCUAUUCACCCGUUCCCGUGCUCUUCAAGCCAAAUUUCUUCGUCGUGCUGAAACACUACUCUCAGUCUCCUUUGUCAAAGCUCUUACCACGCAGCUGGACCUUUCCAAAGAAAAAACGACAUGGGGUGAGCUUCGUCGUAGUGUACUCUGGAAAAAGGCCCAAUUACUGAAAGAACAUCAACCUCGGUUGAAGGACCCAUUAAAAGAAGCCUAUGUUCUACUGUGCCAAAAAGAAAUCGACAUGCAACUUGCGAGCGUUAACCGUCUGGUAACUGUUGCUAGAGGCUUGUGCAAAUCUGUCUGGGAUCUGAUCUUACUACUGCCCUGCACUCGCUCAGAACGAUGUCGCCUGAUCAAAUGGCAAAUUGCUUGGCUACCACCUACACCAUCAGUUGAGUGCCAAUGUGGCGCUAUCAAGGGUAACCGAAACCAUAUACUCCUAUGCCCCACCACAAUCACUUUCGUUCAAAAACUCUGGUCUUUGAUUGAUCCUGCUCCUCCCCCAGAGGUUUAUUUCAUCGACUAUGCUCUCAACUGUCUCCCCAGGUCUUUCAAAUCGCCUGGUACGUGGUGCGAUUGGUGGCCGUGCUUGCUUGCCUUGCUACGUGCUGUUGAUCCAACCACCUCAUCCUACAAGCUGCCAGAAGAAAAAGCUCAUGGUCAAAUCCUCAUCGACCUUGCAGCAAAAUUCCGUGCCACAAAACCAACCCGUCCCCACCGCAUCCUGCCGCCCACCCAAGAACCUGUUCCUGGUGAUCCGUUCCCCCAUCUUCUCUCCGAAAUUUCCACCGUUCCUCGUCAACCCCCUCCAUCUGUGCCCGCCCGAAAUUGUGCCUAG
Molecule: messenger RNA, 1419 nt
Organism: Phycomyces blakesleeanus NRRL 1555(-)
Lineage: Eukaryota; Fungi; Mucoromycota; Mucoromycetes; Mucorales; Phycomycetaceae
Exons: 5
Coding region: 1-1419 (472 amino acids)
Source: RefSeq, a predicted model, not a curated record